CAUAAUACCUAUGUCGGGCUAAGUUACUUGUUAGUGUGUGAAUUUUUAAUUUCUUAGCAUGAGCGUUUAGGAAAUAGGAAUACGUUAUAGAUUUAUUUAUAAUCAAUCCACUAAAGACGGAAUAAUUAGUUUAUAUAAUAAGAACUGGCUGUAUGGUAUCUGGAGCAUCUCUUAGCCGAUACGACAUAAUAAUUUUUCGUGAAUCGUAACAGAUAUUUCAGGAUUUUGAUAUUGUGAGGACUCGAAUGCUGCUCUUGGCUCUUAGUUAAAAAUAUAAGUUCGACAGUUUUAAAUAUGGCCAAGGAAGAAGAUGAUGAUAACUUGCCUGAUAAAGAUGCUGCAAAAGAAUUCUACGCAAAGUAUGAGCCUAAAGAAAUAAUAGGAAGAGGCAUAAGUUCUACAGUAAGAAGAUGUAUAGAAAAAGAAACUGGGAAAGAGUUUGCAGCAAAAAUUAUUGACCUGAGUCAAGAGUCACAGGAUGGAGUUGACACUCAUACAAUGAGAGAUGCUACUCGACAGGAAAUCAAUAUAUUGAGAAUGGUGGCGGGGCAUCCAUAUAUUAUCGAGCUACAGGAUGUGUUUGAAUCAGAGACAUUUAUAUUUCUGGUUUUUGAGCUAUGCAAGAAUGGUGAGCUUUUUGACUAUCUAACAUCUGUUGUCACUCUAUCGGAGAAGAAGACUCGGUACAUCAUGAGGCAAGUGUUGGAAGGCGUGCGAUACAUACAUGACAAGGAUAUUGUGCACCGCGACCUAAAACCUGAGAAUAUACUUUUGGAUGACCAGCUCAAUGUUAAGAUUACUGAUUUUGGAUUUGCAAAGGUGCUUAAAGAUGGAGAGAAAUUGUUUGAAUUAUGUGGCACCCCGGGAUACCUGGCACCGGAGACGCUGAAGGCGAACAUGUUCGAAGACGCUCCGGGCUACGGGCGAGAGGUCGAUUUAUGGGCUUGUGGUGUUAUAAUGUUCACAUUAUUGGUCGGUUGCCCUCCCUUCUGGCACCGGAAGCAGAUGGUUAUGCUGAGGAACAUUAUGGAGGGAAAGUACUCCUUCACCAGCCCCGAGUGGGUUGAUAUCUCAGAAGACCCGAAGGAUCUAAUAAGGAGAUUUCUAGUUGUCGAUCCAAUGGAAAGGAUCAAAAUAUCUGACGCGUUGGGGCAUCCGUUCUUCCACACGAAGCUAUGGGACCAGGACGUCACGCCGCUGAAGAAGUCUUUGUCGACAACCAGCCGAAGGAUGUCCAGAAUAGAUCAGAUUGCCCUGGCUAUAAAGUCGAGCGGUUUCAACGCGCGCGCCAAGUUACGACUCGCCCUGAUAACCGUCCGCGCCGCAGUGCGGUUACGUCACCUGCCGCAUACCGCCGCAAGAGCGAUACCGCUGUACGACGCUCUCGGUGACCCCUACACGCUUCGGGUGCUCCGGAAGGUUAUCGACGGAUGCGCUUUCCGGGUGUACGGGCAUUGGGUUAAGAAGGGCGAAGGUCAGAACAGGGCAGCCCUCUUUGAGAAUACACCUAAAACGGAGCUGAAGAGCUUGUACGUUAGCAAUUUGAGUCGAUAGACGCACUACGCUUGCUUUUGGAUAUCUCCUCACUGUCUCUGCUCUCCUGAUACUAGAGUGGAGCGAAUUUACCAGGAGAGCAACAGCUAAGAAGAGAUUUAGAGAAAGUUGUCGCCGUUGUUGAUUCAAAGCUUCGGAAUAGCGUUUUUAUAACUAGUAAAAUUGUUAUUUUAUUUAUAUGUUUACCCAUCUUACCUUACACUAAGUAUACGUUGUUAGAACGUAAAUUUUGAUAUAAAUAGAUAGCGCAGUACAAAUGUAGCAUUGGUAAAGAAAGCAAUAAAUUUGUGACUAUAUAUAAUGCUUAGUAAUUAUAUCUCAUUAUAUUAUUUGUACCUUGUAGUAAGUAUUAUUUAGUUUGUGAUACCUGAUUGGUUUGAUCACCGUGAGUUUUUCGGUGUUAGAUAAAGUAAUAAUUAUGAAAUAAAAAGACAAAAUGGUAUGUUUACAAAGAAAUGCUUUUGUAGAAAUGUAACGUUGUUAAAUGACAUAUUAGGAGUCGUUAUAUUAUUAUUAUUUGAGAUAAUGUUUAUUUUGCGGCGAUAGUUGUAUGGGCGGCGGUUAUUACAUACCACCAGGUACUGGUUUCUCGCCCAAUUUAUAAAAAAAAACAUAAAAUUUUAUAUUCCGCACAAACUCCACGAAGGAGUAUCUAUAUGUAUAUCUCGACGAAUCCGCCCAUCUAUCUCCACGAGACAACGAUUACGAAUCUGUUAAGUUAUACUAGGAUGCCGCAGUCGCUCGUCGUACCGUUUCGCUGCGGCGUUUAUUUGAGCGAAGCGAGGUAAACUAAGUCUGUGUACAAAAACAAAACAGAAUUAAUCAAACAAGAUUUGAUAAAUCGGGUCAUUUUUUAAAUAAAUAUAAAUAGCGCGUGCUAAUUUAGAAUAAUUUUUAAAUCAUGUUUGUUUUUAAUUAUAAUAAUUGAAUCAAGUCGAAAUACAAAAUUCUGUAUAAUAUAAUAAUAAUCUAGAAAAUCGAAAUCUUUCAAUGAGUUCAAAAAAUUUUAAAAUCGCUUCAGAAAUGGCCGAGAAACAAUUAUUCAACACAGAAAUCAAUUGGAGUCACCCGGUGGGAGCUUCGCUAAAUUAUAGAAAAUUUAUCAUAGUACAAAAAGCUGCAGUGAAGUGCAUAGAUUAGAGAGAUAAUAGAUAUCAAGUAAAAAGGCGCGAAUUUACCAUAGACUAUUGUAGUCUAUACAGAAUAUUUUAACCAAUUUCAUUUUUAAAUCAUGUUACUAAUUGUUUGCUUUCCAAUAAAAAAAAAAUAACAAAGAAGUGAAAACAUUAUCAAGAUGAGGUUCUUAAAAGAAAAACAUUAAAGUAAUUUUUAAAACAUUUGCUCAAAAAGUAGACGUUUGUCUGAUUUUUAAUCUACAACCGCAUGAAGGGAAGUUUCUAAUCAAAAAGUUUUCUCUACAUUUUUUUUUGUAUACAUUGAAUAUAAUACUGCGUAAAUAUGUAUAACUACUAUAAAAAGACGAAUUAAUGAUUUGAGAUAAAUAGAUUUUUUUAGUAUUUAUGUAUAAUCUUAACGUAUAACACAAUUAAAGUUAUUUUGAGUUUAGGUAAAUGGCUGUCAUCGAAGUAGCUUAAUGCAUAGAAAGUUUAGUAACCGUUAGGGCAGACCUAACAUUUUUGCAUAUUUUAUUAUUGAAGUUAAAACAAAAACAAAUUAUCGUAAUGAUAGUGAUGAAUAUUAAAUUAAUUUAACAUCGCCCCAAUAUUAUAUCAAGAAGCUACUUUUACCGGGAAAAAUCUGUAAUUAUUACUUAUUCAAGGAUUAAACUUUUUUUUAUUGAUAUUCUUUCUUUGUUUUAUUUUUUCGCAAAUGGCGAACGUGCGGAAUCGAUUUGUUAUAUUAUUAUUGUUGACCCGGGGAGGUAACGUAACUAUCAUUGACUAGGUGGUAACCCAGAGCACGUCGGUAGAUGACUAUCCAAUAUUUUUUAUUUAUUCAUUAAAAAUAACCUGUUACUAAAAAUUUGACACUGGCUGAUCACACUAGAGAUAUUAUUACUUUGGAAAAUUGUCUUUAUCAAUGGAAAUAAAAUAAAUUUUCUGAAAAAUAAUCUUUCUUGCUUUCUUAUUGGUUUCAAAUAUUUUAUUAAUUAAAGUACCUUUGAAUAGCUCGGUCUAACUUCCUUGCCUAUUAAUUAUUUUUAUUAAGUUAAGAUAAUUAUGAUUUCAAUCAUUUGGGAAUCUACCCAUAAAAAUCCACCGCGGGGCAUUGAUGUUAAAAAUUUAAUUUUAAAUUAAAAUAUUAAAAUGUUAAAUUUGUUUUUUUCGUCAAUAUCCAUAAUGUAUAAACAUCAGCCUGUUACAGUGUUAUUCUAUGUAUAUAUUAAUAUCUCCUUUUUUACUUUUUAUAUGCGUACAUGUUAUUGCAAAUUUUUAUGACAAAUCCAUAUUUUUAGCUACUAGAUCUGGUGACAGCGAUUGUAGAUGUUUAGCGACAGAACAAAGUAGUUUUUGACUUACUAUUUGUAUAACAAAAAUGACGAAACUCCGUACCGUCAAUGAGAAGAGGUGGCAAAAAUCUAAUUGCCACUCUUAAAUAACGUCAUCACACUUCGGGAUUUCAUAUUUCUUUUAUAUUAUAAUCUAGGCAAAACGGUGCAAUAGAAAUACGCGAAAAUUGGGAAAAAAAUCCUGCUAUUUGUAAAACUUAUUUGUGUGAUAUUUAUUUUUACUUAAAAUCAGUUUUAUACCACCCAGGCUGCCCUAUAUAUAUAUAUAUAUACCACCUUAUUCAUAAUAGUCUGCUAACUAAAAGCAUUGCUAAUUCACACUCUGUCUUCUAUUGACCUACGUCAGAAUGAGAAAAAACACUCCUUAGCGGCUGUUUUAAGUUAGCGGACCAUUAUGAAUAAGGGGGUUAAUAUAUUGUAUUCGUGUAUCUAUUAUGUGUUAGAUUUGUUAUGAUUUAGAAAUAAUGUGUGUAUUCGUUUUAUUUGGAUUGUGAAAUAAACUAUGAUGAAAGUGUAUAUUAAACAUUAUUUACUUU
This is a messenger RNA of Leptidea sinapis, 4560 nucleotides long. It is a transcript of the gene PhKgamma, whose product is annotated as phosphorylase b kinase gamma catalytic chain, liver/testis isoform. Gene Ontology annotation, biological process: protein phosphorylation; glycogen biosynthetic process. NCBI's taxonomy places the organism in Eukaryota, Metazoa, Arthropoda, Insecta, Lepidoptera, Pieridae. Gene Ontology annotation, cellular component: phosphorylase kinase complex. Gene Ontology annotation, molecular function: ATP binding; phosphorylase kinase activity; calmodulin binding. The transcript is spliced from 12 exons. The coding region runs from base 295 to 1554 and encodes 419 amino acids. The record is from RefSeq and is a predicted model, not a curated record.